Synchiropus splendidus (mandarinfish) is the source of this 4020-nucleotide messenger RNA. RefSeq lists its product as uncharacterized. Bases 497 to 1723 code for a protein of 408 amino acids. Gene Ontology annotation, cellular component: cytoplasm. Lineage: Eukaryota; Metazoa; Chordata; Actinopteri; Syngnathiformes; Callionymidae. Gene Ontology annotation, molecular function: MAP kinase tyrosine/serine/threonine phosphatase activity; protein tyrosine/threonine phosphatase activity. Gene Ontology annotation, biological process: protein dephosphorylation; negative regulation of MAPK cascade. The record is from RefSeq and is a predicted model, not a curated record. The transcript has 4 exons.
UUCGGCUACCAUUCGGUGGCGCUCGAGCUCGUGCUGGUGCCUGGCUGAGUUGUUGCGAAUGUGCACCGAGCAAAAUUCACCCGAAACUUGCUUGUUUCGCGGAUUGACCUUCUUGCGCGUCCGCCUGCUGUCGACUCAAAGGACGAGUUUGUAGUGCGGACAGAAGGAGUUGUGGCCGCGCAGCCACCUGGGCUGAGCUAUGCUAGCGUGCAGUGGGGCUAGCACCUUUCUGCUGGUGCCGCUGUUUAUGGUUAUUACCGAGGCUGUAGUGCCGUUCAGCCGUCGCUGUUCGUUUUAGGCUGCAGUCGCUGUGUUCUGUCAAAGUAAGCAAGUCGCUGAUGAAACACGAUGGCGACGAAUCCGGACUGGCUAAAGCGCUAGCUCGGCGAGCUGCACUAGGAUGCGUGUCCGCAGAAGGUGAAGCGUUGCUCGGCUUGAAAACCAUGACGCACAGUCGGAGCCGGGUGUGUGUGCCCCUUUCCCCAGGAGGGAGACCAUGGAUGCCGCGGGGGACUGGAACAAGGAGCUGAGUGCCCUCCAACAACUGGACCUCUGCAAGCGGCAUGGACGAGGAGGUAUACUGAGAAAUCUUCAGAGCCUGUUUAAGAACCAAAAUACACUGCAGAUUCAUACCAUCACCCGCUCAGAAUGUGCUGGCUCAUGUCCAAAUCUAACAAUGAGUAGAAGUGACCACGCCGAUAUGCGGCCAAUACCUGCGGCCCUGACGCCGCAGCUUCACCCCCGAGCCCACCGGCCCCUCUGCAUGUCAGUGUCGUCUGACAGCAGUGGACGCUUUAAAGCCCUGGAGACUCAGGAAUGGAAGAACAACCUGAAGGCUCAGAUGGAACAGGCCCACAGUGCCGGGGCGGCCAGCAGUACUGGGUCCUUGGAGCGUGCAUCCUUGUUCUGCGCCUCCGCAGCAACCACAACGCCCAGCUCUGGCCUGUCCAGCCCAGUGGAGCUCCUCAAUAAGAGCAAGUCCUCCAGCCGCUUCUCACUCUUCUCCCCGCCCUGGAACAGCAGCUCCGAGUCCGAUUCCAACCCACCGUCACGUUCUGGAUCCAAGAAGCUGCGCAACUACAGCAGGCGAGCAGCCACAGGGCCUGCAGGGGCCCGGGGUCCAGACACCCCCGAGCUCAAACCCAGUGGUCCGCAACACUUCCAGUACUCUGAACCUGUCAUCUCCAAAGUGACGGACUAUAUCUUUGUUGGGAACCUCAACGCCGCGUACAACGGCCGCACAUUGUGUCGCAACAACAUCGACAGCAUUAUCGACAUGAGCAGCUUGCCCGGAGAGGUGGGACCGAUUCUCAGUCUUAUACCUUGCACCUGCUCCCGCGGUGCCCGCCACAGUUGGUCCCGUCUCAAAGUGGACAUUGGCGCAGUGCCGGAUGCUCUGGGUGAUGGUCCGGCUCUAAAGCAGCACUGCUUCGAGGACAUCAAUGAAUGCAUUGAUGCCUCAACGGAGAAGAGGAAGCGCGUCUUGGUUCACUGUCGAGACGGCUUUUCUCUGGCACCCACCUGCAUCAUCCAGUACCUGAUGGUCAAGCAAAACAUGAGGCUGAUCGCUGCGUACGAGCUGCUGCGAGCCAAAUACCCCGUCAACAUCCUGGAGUGCCACCAGAACGUUCUGGUGAGUCUCGAGAGGGCGCUGCAGCCACGUGGCAGCGUCGACCCCGAAUGCUUCAAACAGGCUAUCUCACGGAAAGUUGCUUGGACCUGACUCUAUUUCCCAUCAUGCCUAGCGACUUGAUUUGGAUGUGUCUCCUUCCUCAGACCUGGAAAUGUGACCCAUGAAGACCGUCAUGUGAAGCGCUUUCGAUAUUGUCGGCUGAAUAGUUGAUAUGGUUCUGUUUCAGUUCCGUGCCAUGAUGACGUGGUGGUGUUUAAUAUAACGGGGUGGGGGGGCUUAAGGGCAGAUCUCAGGAGAUCACUGAUGUCACACAUGCGUUGUCGUGAUUUCAUGGCAGGUGAACAUAUCAAGCCACAUAUCUCAAGCCCUACAGAGAGUUGCUAACACCCAAAUAUUGACAGCAGUUUCACCAUCUGUGUUCCAGUUUGAUUUAAAUUCCCAGUGGAAAAGUGAUAUCGUAGGCUCUGUGCUGAAAUGGAUGGUUGGUUGAAGUUCCACUCAUGCUUUCUGCAUGAAUGACCAAAUAUCUGCUUUUUUAAGUGUCAAAACCUCAUUGAAGUCUGAACCCUUUUCUAGACUGCAUACUGAAUCAGAGAACAUCACUUACAUACCUUCGUCUAAGCGUGGCUUGUUGUUUGAUAUUUCCUUGAUGAGCAUUGCAUCUGUCCUCUGUGAGGAAGGAACUGAACGUUCUCCGCUUCCACUCCCUGCUUCUGUUGUCUGUGCUGGAGCUGUGACUCACCCGAGUGUGACGUGUCUUUAUGUGUAUGAUUUUUAUUUAAGAAUGAUUCGCCUAUGAUUCAUGUCAAACACUAUUGAAUCGGAUCUUUGCACUAUUCUGAUAUUUCCAACAUGCAAAGUAUUGUGUUCCAUUUAAUGCCACUUCAGCAUAACGGUCGAGAAGAACUCGGGACUUGGAUGUGAUGUUCCUCUGGCACAAGUGGUUUUAGAAAAAAAAAUGCAUUGCCAGUAAACAAAUGGUAAUUAUUUUAGCUGUGAUUUAUUGACUAUUUGUAUUUUUCACCAAAGCUGUCAGAGUAUUUAUCAGAACAUUUAGUUGCUGUUUGACGAAACUUGCUGUUUAAAUAGAAAUGAAACAAAAAGUACACAUAUUGAAAGUUGAAAGUAUGCCUGGCUACUGUAAAGACGGCAUACAAAAGUGCUUUGUCUUGAAUAUGGUUUCAUUACAAUGUUACGUAGCGUCUGUUCUGGACAGAAGUUUCAUUUAAUAACACUGUAUUUUACCAGAAGGAAUGGUAAAAGACUUUUUUUAUUAAAUUUAAAAAGACACAUUUAAAAUGAACGUCUCUUAAUGUUCUUGUUGUUAUCAAAUUAAGGCUACAAAAAGAUGAUCCAAUGAUACUUGUUCCAGUCACUGACAUAAACUGCUCAUGAAAGUCGUCUUAGAAUUCAGUUUUGAUAACAAACAACUUGGGUUCCAGUCGACUAAGCUUAGCAGCUAGCACCUGUGUUAUGCACUGAUUAGCUAUCACUAUAACAGCAAUGCAAGGGUCAGUACAAAAUAUGGUUUGUUUGAGUUCCUAUUAAACCAGUUGAGUUGUACCGUCAACCUUGUUUAUUUAUAGUUCAUCAUCCGAGGCUUGAAAAAUGAACUUGAAGCUUGUGAAUGACACCACACUUUGCAAAUACAUCAAUGAAGUGUUUCAUGUCUCAUUGUUGGACUGGGCACCAUUUAUUUAUGUCAGUAAUUUGAACACUAUAUAUGCAAAUACUGGAACUUAUUUGCUAAAUCUGGUGAAAUUGUGUGAUGUUGUAUUGCUGUUUUAUCCUUAACAAGUGUUUUUUUUUAUUAUUAUUUUUGUUCCACUAGUUUUUCUUUUUUGGGACUGAUUUAUGAACUCACCAACAGUGGAUGUUGGUGGUCCGAGUGAAAUAGAAGAGAAACGAUAUGGUGCCUUUUGGACUCGUCUUGUGACCGUACGGUGACAUUUGCACACUUUCUAUGAAUUGAACUUUCUAUGUUGUAAAAUGUUGAAUAUUUUUGGAUGUAUGAUUUUUGAAAACAACUUGACAGUAGUGUACAGUGUUUGGCUGUAUAUAUAUUUGCUGGCUGUUAGUGCUCAGUGAUAGUGGUGACAGUGAAGACAAAUACUCGCUGUAAAUGUUCGCUAACCAACAUGAAUAUAUUUUCUAACUGGUUCUCAGGUGAUCUUUCCAAAUGUCCUCAGUGAAUAUGAUGGCUGUUCUGACAUGUGAAGCGAUGUUAUUCUCAUGUAUAUGUUCUUGAUGUUUUUUUUUUUGUUUGUUUUUUUUACUGUUGAAAUAUUAAACACCACGACGUACUUGAUUCUGGUUGUACUGACGCAUUUGAUUAGAUUAGAGUCUUUGCCUGGUCAUCACAAGGUUUGUUUGGAAGUGACAUCAUC